Molecule: messenger RNA, 3525 nt
Organism: Coprinopsis cinerea okayama7#130
Lineage: Eukaryota; Fungi; Basidiomycota; Agaricomycetes; Agaricales; Psathyrellaceae
Product: photoreceptor A
Exons: 2
Coding region: 1-3525 (1174 amino acids)
Biological process (GO): regulation of DNA-templated transcription
Cellular component (GO): nucleus
Source: RefSeq, a predicted model, not a curated record
AUGGCGUACGAUGAUUACUACACGUCGACGCAGCAGUACAACAGCAGCAGUGGUUCUGCCUUUUCGUUUCUCGAUUCGGACCCUCCCAUCAUCGACACCACCAGCAUCGCAUCGGGACACCAUGUCCCGCAAUCCCACCAGGACCUUUUCUCUGAACCGGUGACUUUCCAGAUGCCUGCGUUCAUGCAGGAGACCAACACCGUACCCAGCUUGGCCUCUGGUGGUGGAGCCCUUUUCUACCCAUUUGGACCCCCACCUACUACCGGUAAAGACUGGAUGCCGUAUUCUGUAUAUCAAGACGAACCCUGCAAGACGGCCGCCGCCGCCCCCGUCAUUCAUACGCAGAUCUACGACCCUGCUUCCGCUCAGCAGCAAACUGGCGUUGUUGCGUUCGACAAUCCUGGUGCUGCUCCGUUCGAGUAUGAGCCGAUCCCUGCCCCACUCCCCACCAACCCUGCGCGGGAUACCCACCUCGACUCCUUCCUCUCCAACUCUGGCGCAUUGAUGCAAACUCAGGCCAGUAACGAGGGGCAACAAUCACAACAGGGCUUUGACGAAGCUCCACUCGAACAGCCGCAACAGCCGCACCCGCAGCUAGAACUUGUCGAAGGGAGCCAAAUGGGAGAUGGGGUGGUGCACCCAACGCCUGCCGCUGCCCAGAACAGCGUUCAUCAUCAUCCCAAUAACGCUCUCCAAGCUCUACCCAAUCACGAGCACGGUAUCCCCAGCUUAGCCCCGCCGCCACCACCACCGCCUCCCCCAUUACCUCUCGCCCCUCCGUCUUCUUUAGUUUCGACGUCCUUCUCCACGGCUGCUUCGACGCUAGGCCUUCCGAUAUACUCUGCCUCAGGCUUCGACCUCCUCUCUAUCCUCGCGCGGGUCGCUACCCGGCCUUACCCUCGCGUUCAGCUAGGUCCGGUGGAUCUGACAUGCUCGUUUGUGGUGGUUGAUACCCGCCGACAAGACCACCCUAUCGUCUACUGCUCGCCGAGCUUUUUGAAGCUCACGGGCUACCCCGAGGACGAGGUCAUUGGCCGCAACUGUCGCUUCCUGCAAUCGCCGACGGGGAAGAUGGAGCAGGGCGAACCACGGCCCGACCCAGCCACGCAAACCGCCGCCGCGCAGAUGAAAAAGUGUCUGAAUGCGGACAAGGAGUGCCAGUUGGUGUUGACCAACUACCGUAAGGAUGGGACGCCGUUUACGAAUCUCGUAACGGUCAUUCCGAUUCCUGGUGGUUUGACUGGUGCAGCGCACGAGGAGAAUGAGGUGGUUUUCCAUGUUGGAUUCCAGGUUGAUAUGACGCAGCAGCCAAAUGUCAUCCUGGAAAAGUUGAGGAAUGGGAGCUAUUUGAUUGAUUAUUCGUCGCAGUCGUUUUUGCAGCCGCCUGUGCCUAGGGGGCAUACGGGGGCGGUGGCGACGAGGGAGAGGAGGUCGACGAAUAUCCCCAAGAUCGUCAUUUCGAAGGAGUUGAAGAAGUUGCUUAAUGAUCCUACGUUUGUGCGCUCGAUACCGAUUACGACGACGACGAAUCAUCCGCCGCCGACUUCGUCUGCUUUGGACAUGCAGGAUGUGUAUGGGGGGAACCAUCCGCUUCACAUGAUGCUCCUCGAGAUGGGCCCGGAUUUUAUUCACGUUGUCUCUCUCAAGGGUUCGUUCCUCUACGUUGCGCCGAGUGUGCGGAGGGUGCUGGGAUACGAGCCUGAUGAUCUAGUGGGGAAGAGUAUCUCGGAUCUCGCUCAUCCGGAGGACGUGGUCCCUCUGAUGCGUGAGCUCAAGGAGAGCAGCUCCACCGGCCUCACGACUGCCACCACCACGACGACCGAAGGAGCGAUGGGACUCUCCGGCACGCACGCAGCCCCAACGAUCGGCCAACCACGCACCGUCGACCUGCUCUUCCGCGCACGUACCAAGAACGGGUGUUAUGUUUGGGUGGAGUCUCGCGGUCGGCUGCACGUCGAGCCGGGUAAAGGACGUAAAGCGAUCAUCCUUUCUGGACGGGCGAGGGAGAUUCCGAAGAUGAGUUGGGGGUUGGUGAUCAAGACGGGUGGGUUGGCGAAGAUGGUCAAGGCUCAGAGGAGGGUUGUGGGGAGUGGGGGUGUGGAGCAGGUCGAGGAGGUUGAUCAGUUCCAGGAGUGGUGGGGUACGAUGAGCCCGCAGAUGGUGAUGCUGAUGAUUGGGAAGGGGUUCCCCGACGUGAUGGGGUAUUCGCAGUCGGAAUUCCAUGGACGCAAUUUCAAGCUUUUGCUUGAUUCGAGCUCGUCUUCGUCUGUUUCGCUCUCUGACGUCGUCCAGCAACUCGGUACAUUGUCCAAGUCGAAGGAGGAUUGUGUGGAGAAGGUGGAGAGUGUCAAGUGUCGGGUGAGACAUAGGGAUGGGCAUUUGUUGGAUGUGGUUGUGAAUGUGUAUAGGCCGGAGAGGGAUGUGAGGGUCCUCGAGGCGACGCGGAAUCUGGGUGGUGUUUUGCCCGCUCAUCUCAUCUACCAGGUUCGGAAAAUAGGCGCGGAGACUUACCCUCUUACCGACACUUCGUCGUCUUCCGCGCUGUCCUCGCCCUCCUCGACUUCAUCAUUGACAUCGAGCUCGUCCCAUCCGUCACUUUCCAAACGGUUCACGAUCGACCCCGGGGCGAAUAUGUUUGAAGAGUUGGAAGUGAGCCGAGGGUCGAGUUGGCAGUACGAGUUACAACAACUCAAGUUUGCGAAUCAGCGGUUGAGGGAUGAUAUUAAGAUGUUGGAGGCUGCGGUUCGGGCUCACAAGGGGCGGAAGAACUUGGGCAAGGCUAUGUCUUCAUCGUCGUCGUCGACUUCGGGGUCGUCGAGUGUUUCCCCGCCGGCUUCGGCCCCGCCUACACAGCAGCAUUUCGCGCAGCAGCAGAUGUAUGGAGGAGGAGGGGGAGGAGGGAUGUAUAGUCAUCAGCCAUUUGUGUCGGGUGCGGUGCCGUAUUUCGUGCAGUCCGCGGGUUCGGGUGUGGGUUUGGGAGGUGCUGCACUGCCUUCUCGAACGUCGUCGUUGGGUCGGAGACAGAGUAUAUCUGGUCCCCCUUCACAUCUAGGGUUGCAGCCCCUCCAUCCUUCGUAUAUGCAGCCUCUUCGUCGGCCUGGGGCGGGUAUGAUGGCAACCCCACCGCCUAACUCCUCGACACCUUCGGCGAACGCGAAUGGGAAUGGGAAGGGAAGGAGCUUACCCCCGGUACCUUUGGCGAUGGAUUGGACUAGUGGGAGUGGUGGGUGGGUGCAGAGGAUUCAGCAGGAGGCGAGGUAUCAGGCGGCUCAGCAGGUGCAGCAGGCGCAGGAGUAUUCGGGUUCUCAACAUGGACAGCAUUCGACGACGAGGCAGUUGCAACAUGGGCAUGGGCACGGAAAUGGAGGCGGAAGCGGAAGCGGUCAGGGGCAUGGACUUGGACAUGGACAUUACCAGCAGCAACAGCAGCAGCAUCAUUCUCAGAUGAUGCACCAACAACAGCACCAGCACCAGCAGAGGGUCGGGGUUGGGAUGAAGAGGCCGUGGGGUGCGGUUGAUCGGUAG